AUGGAUCCUUUAUACUUUUCCAACACGUUCAGCACAGAAGCUGGUUCCAACGAUGUGAAUUCCUCCCUGCUGACCAAUGUGACAGAGAACGGGACGCUCUCAGAGCAACCCUCCUUCAAGUACAUCCACAAAGUUCUGAUUCCCAUCUGUUACCUCCUGGUAUGUGCAGUGGGGCUCAGUGGCAACACCUUGGUCAUUUACGUGGUCUUGCGCUACGCCAAGAUGAAGACUGUCACCAACAUCUACAUCUUGAACUUAGCUGUGGCUGAUGUCCUCUUCAUGCUGGGCCUGCCCUUCCUGGCCACCCAGAAUGCCAUCUCCUAUUGGCCUUUUGGCUCCUUCUUGUGCAGGCUGGUUAUGACCGUGGAUGGUAUUAACCAGUUCACGAGUAUUUUUUGUUUGACUGUGAUGAGCAUGGACCGUUACCUGGCCGUGGUUCACCCCAUUAAAUCAACCAAGUGGAGACGUCCCAGGGUGGCCAAGCUCAUCAGUGUGACUGUCUGGACCUUCUCCUUCUUGGUGGUGCUUCCAGUUAUCAUCUUCUCAGACGUGCAGGAAGACUUUCAAACCUGCAACAUGAACUGGCCAGAGCCCGUCAACAUCUGGUCGGCGGCGUUCAUCAUUUACACAUCAGUCCUUGGGUUUUUUGGGCCUUUGUUGGUGAUCUGUCUCUGCUACUUGUUGAUCGUGAUUAAAGUCAAAUCCUCGGGGAUUCGAGUGGGGUCUACGAGGCGCAGGAGAUCGGAGAGGAAGGUGACCAGGAUGGUGGUGAUCAUUGUGGUGGUCUUUGUGUUUUGCUGGCUCCCGUUUUACAUGAUGAACAUUGUCAAUUUGAUAUUUAUACUGCCAGAAGACCCUGUGUUGGUCGGGGUCUACUUCUUUGUGGUGGUCCUGUCCUAUGCAAACAGCUGUGCCAACCCCAUUCUUUAUGGAUUUCUUUCUGACAACUUCAAGCAGAGUUUUCAGAAAGUCCUUUGCCUUCGGAAGGGCAACGGUGUAGAGGAUGGUGACCCCAUUGAACACAGGCAAGAGAACAGCAGCCGCUUGCAGGAGUCAAUGUUAACCCAGAGAAAUAUUGAAUUCAAUGGACACAUGCAGACUAGCAAGGUGUGA
Messenger RNA from Merops nubicus (carmine bee-eater), 1113 nucleotides. RefSeq names its product somatostatin receptor 5 (gene SSTR5). Gene Ontology annotation, cellular component: neuron projection; membrane. NCBI's taxonomy places the organism in Eukaryota, Metazoa, Chordata, Aves, Coraciiformes, Meropidae. Gene Ontology annotation, molecular function: neuropeptide binding; somatostatin receptor activity. Gene Ontology annotation, biological process: cellular response to glucocorticoid stimulus; neuropeptide signaling pathway; regulation of insulin secretion. The transcript has a single exon. The record is from RefSeq and is a predicted model, not a curated record. The coding region runs from base 1 to 1113 and encodes 370 amino acids.